Molecule: messenger RNA, 708 nt
Organism: Dioscorea cayenensis subsp. rotundata (Guinea yam)
Lineage: Eukaryota; Viridiplantae; Streptophyta; Magnoliopsida; Dioscoreales; Dioscoreaceae
Product: protein SRG1-like
Exons: 4
Coding region: 1-708 (235 amino acids)
Source: RefSeq, a predicted model, not a curated record
AUGACGAUACUCAGAACAUGGGCUGAGAAUAAUCAGGGCAAGGAAGUGGUUAUGAUGAGGAUCCCCUCAGGUGUUACUAAAGUUGUGAACCAUAGAGUAGAUGAUGAAGUGAUUGAGAAAGUUAAGAUUGAUUUAGAGGAGUUUUUCAAGCUACCUUUGAAGGAGAAAGAGGUCUUUCCACCAUUGCGUGUCGGUCUUCAAGGUUAUGGCCAAAAGCUUGGGCUUAAUGAAGAGAAACAAGAGUGGUCAACACUAGACAAGUACUUAAAAGAACUAAAAUUAGUUUCAAUGAGUUUGUUUGCUACAAUUGCUAAGAACUUAGGACUCAAUCCACAAGUAUUUAAUAAAGUUUUUAAAGAACUUCAGAGGAUGAGGAUGAACUAUUAUCCACCAUGUCCCAAAGCAAACCAAGUGUUAGGCAUCAACCCACACUCUAAUGCUGGUGCCCUAACUAUUCACCUUCAAGUCAGUGAUGUUCAUGGCUUGCAAAUCAAAAGAAAUGGCCAAUGGCUUCCUGUUCAACCACUCCCAUAUGCUCUAACUGUCAACAUUGGUAAUGCCCUUGAGGACUUUUUGGUAUAUGUUAAAAUUGGUGUUUGCAUGGGAUUCGGAGUUUUGACUCAUAGCAGGUCUAUGGAGUUCACGCCCUGUGUAUUUGUGGCCAUUUGUCUGUGCACUGGAUCUGACCAAGGCGAGUCCAGGACAUGA